CCACGUCGUGCAAAGGGUGUGGUCGUCCCCACGGACCCUUGAGGAAGGUGCUGCAAGUCAUCCCUUGCGGCAGCUCCCGCUUGCAAACUAUGCACCCCGCCACCACCUUAGCUCCCCUGACAAGACCACCUAGUACACUGCAGCUCCUCGAGGUACGAAUACCGGACACAGUCUCACAAUCAAUGUCUCGACCUUCUCCCUCCCAAUUUCGGCUGUAGACCUGUCCAGUUUACCAACUGGCCUGGAGCAGCCCGACCCGACCCGACCCGACCUGUCCCGUCACCAUGUCGAAUCCGCAAAGCGUCGCUGGCAGCGAGUCCGAGUUCGAGUUUGUCGAGACUCCCAAGGCCUUAAUAACCCCCGAGAAGGUCGAGGACUGCGGAGUCCGCACAACUUCCUAUCCCGCCAUAAAAAACGCCCCAUUACCUGCUGAUGCGGCCGGCACCGAAAGCUUCUCCAACAUCCUGCUCUUCUCCCUCAUCGCCGGCGUCCCCAUCUGCCUGUCGUGGAAGGCCGGCGGCGGCUGGAAGACGGCCUUGUUCAUAGCUCUCUUCACGUCGGUCCCGCUGUUGUGCACCUUCUGGCUUGUUGCUGGCGCCAUUUCGCCCCGCAAGAACGAGAAGGCCAAGUAUCCCGGCCGUCCUGUAGAGCACUACCUGAUCUUCAAGAAGCCCGCGGACCAGGCAAAAUACCAUGGCAAGAACAAGAUCCCCAUGUGGAUCUUUUUCGAGAUGUACUUUGACGGCGACGUCGAGUUCAACGGCGACUGCCUCGACGUGCUCGAGUACCGCCAUGACUGGGCCAGCUUCCGCUUCACCUUUGGCCUCAUCAAGUUCUUCCUCGCCGGCAUGAUUCCCGAGACGAUAAUGCAUACUCGGUCCCAAGACGAGGAACAGGUGCGCGACCACUACGAUCGCGGUGAUGAUUUCUACGGCUGGUUCCUCGGCCCGCGCAUGAUCUACACGUCGGGCAUCAUCUCGGAUAUCAACAAGGAGGAGGCGCUGGAGCAGCUCCAGGACAACAAGCUCGCCAUUGUCUGCGAGAAGAUCGACCUCCAGAAGGGCGAGAGGCUCCUCGAUAUUGGUUGUGGAUGGGGCACGCUGGCCCGCUUCGCCAGCGUCCAGUACGGAGCCAAGGCCACCGGCAUCACGCUUGGUCGCAACCAGACGGCCUGGGGUAACAGCGCCUUGCGCAGAGCUGGCGUGCCCGAGGAACAGAGCAAGAUCCUGUGCAUGGACUACCGUGAUAUCCCGGUUCCCGCCGGCGGCUACCACAAGAUCAUAUGCCUCGAGAUGGCUGAGCACGUGGGCAUCCGCCACUUCGCCGGCUUCCUGAGGCAGGUCUACGACAUGCUGGACGACGACGGCGUCUUCUUCCUCCAGAUUGCCGGCCUCCGCAAGGCUUGGCAGUAUGAGGAUCUCGUCUGGGGCCUCUUCAUGAAUAAGUACGUCUUCCCCGGGGCCGACGCCUCCACACCGCUGGGCUUCUUCGUCGACAAGGCCGAGGGCGCCGGCUUUGAAGUCAGGGCUAUCGACACAAUUGGCGUCCACUACUCGGCUACUCUCUGGCGAUGGUACCGUAACUGGCUGGCCAACCGGGACAAGGUUGAGGCCAAGUACGGAAAACGGUGGUUCCGCAUCUGGGAGUUUUUCCUCGGCUGGUCGACCAUCGCGUCGCGCCAGGGCUCUGCCACGUGCUACCAGAUUGUCAUGGCCAAGAACAUCAACUCUAAACACAGAGUCGAGGGCAUUCCCUCCCAGUUCGCCCUCAGCGGCGCCCUCGGUUUGACCAGGGCCGACAUGAACUCUUGGGCCGAGGCCGAAGCAGUAGAGUUUCCCAUCGUCGCCACGCACUGAGCGGUCCCUGUCGUUGCGGAAGAGACCUUAAGAGUUUCUUUAUCUCAGGAUGGCUGCUUUCCAUUCCUGGGGCAUUGGUUUCGUAACAGGUCCGAGGAGGGUGAAACGGGGUCAGUGGAGAUUCCUUGUUAGGCAUGGUGAUAGACAAAAAUUAAGAGGAAUAAAAAGCAAGAGACCUGAAAGGGAACCGCAGGGUAAAAGCUGUAAAAUAGUCCUAAAUGCCUCGGGAAGGCUAGACGGAAAGGUGUAUUAUACUGUACUGUAGUUGGUGUAAGGGCCUCUAGACUGGCCCUCGUGAAACCUGGAAUCAAAAUAUUAAUUUCAUCCA
This is a messenger RNA of Lasiosphaeria miniovina, 2184 nucleotides long. Its product is annotated as S-adenosyl-L-methionine-dependent methyltransferase. Bases 285 to 1856 code for a protein of 523 amino acids. The transcript has 4 exons. Gene Ontology annotation, biological process: cellular response to biotic stimulus. Lineage: Eukaryota; Fungi; Ascomycota; Sordariomycetes; Sordariales; Lasiosphaeriaceae. The record is from RefSeq and is a predicted model, not a curated record.